ACUGCUUUUGGCUGAAUAAAUAUAUAUAUAUAUAUAUAUAUAUAAUUUUUUUUUCAGCGAAACUAAAAGGAAAAGAGCCUAAAUUAAUGGAGACACUUGCUCUUCCCUCACUCUUUUAUUGUCUCAUUGCUUUCUCAACCUUCUUGCAAUUCUGCAUUGCAGCUGACACCAUUAGUUCUGGGCAAUCAAUUAGCGGUAACCAGACACUAGUUUCCUCAGGCCAAGUUUUUGAGCUGGGCUUCUUCUCUUCAGGCAACAACAAGAGCAGAUACUUGGGCAUAUGGUACAAGAAGACCCCAGGGAUACUUGUGUGGAUAGCGAACCAGAACAAUCCACUCACAGAUGCAUCUGGAGUUUUCACUAUCAGCAACAAUGGAACGCUUAUUCUUCUCAACCAAAGAAACCACACUAUCUGGUAUUCCAACUUGUCCAGGGUCGCACAGACACCAGUUGCUCAGCUUUUAGAUUCUGGUAACCUUGUUCUUGAAGACAGUGUUACAUCAAGCUCUAAAAGCUAUCUGUGGAAGAGCUUUGAUUACCCACUUAACACAUGGUUACCAGGCAUGACAAUAGGAAAGGACAUGAACAAUGGUGUAGACCGAUUUUUGACAUCUUGCAGAGACUCAGAUAUUGCAUCUCCUGGAGAUUUUACAUACAAAUUUGAUUAUAAGGGGUUGCCUCAAAUAAUUCUUAGAAGGGGUUCAGUAAAAAAAUUCCGCACUGGACUAUGGAAUGGAGUUCGAUUUGGUGGUCUUCCUGUGCCUGUUAAUCAAUAUUUUGUUCCCAUAUUAGGACUUCAAAAGGACGUGGUGGGAAAUUUAUAUGAACCUAAAGACAAGUUGAAUAAUAUGAGGAUAACAUUGAGUCAGUCCGGCCUCCUGCAAGGCAUUUUAUUGAAGGAAGGAAGCAGUGAAUGGACCAUUAUGAAUGCAAUUCCAAAUGACUUGUGUGACAAUUAUGGGCAGUGUGGUGCCAAUAGUGUUUGCCCAAGUUACAAAUCAUAUCAAUCUGCAAGUGUUUGGAAGGUUUCAUCCCCAAAUCACCAGAAGAAUGGAAACAGCUCAUUUGGUCGAGUGGAUGUGUGAGGAGAACUCCGCUGGAAUGCCAGAGGAAAGAUGGUUUCAUAAAGCUUGCGUGGGUGAAAUUGCCUGACUUGUUGGAGUUUUGGUUAAACAAGAGUAUGAGCACCAAGGAAUGCGAGGCGGAGUGCUUGAAGAACUGUUCCUGUACAGCAUAUGCAAAUUCAGAUAUUAGAGGAGGCAACGGUUGUUUGAUCUGGUUUGGGGAUUUGAUUGAUAUUAUGGGGUACAGCGAAGAAAAUGAUAUUAGUGGGUAUUCAGAAGAAAAUCCUGGGCAAGACAUCUAUAUUCGACUGCCUGCUUCAGAACUUAGAUCAAUCCACAAAUCAAAUACGAAGAAAAGGCUGGUGGUCAUCGUAAUGUUAUCAAUCAGUUCUGGAUUGCUUACUUUGGGGUUGGUUUUUAGUUGUAUUUGGAAAGCAACAAAUAUAAGAUGUAAGUAUACUCAUCCAUUUUUCCUAUAUAUAUACACUCAUCCAUCAAAGCAAGAUCAAUUAAAGAGGGCAUAAUAAAGGGUGCUUAGACUAAAAUUAAAAAGCAGUUCCUGAAAAGGUAAUAUAUGGAUUCAAUAGGUGAAAGAAAGAAAGAAGACGUAG
This is a messenger RNA of Quercus lobata, 1675 nucleotides long. RefSeq names its product S-locus-specific glycoprotein S13-like. The transcript has 2 exons. The record is from RefSeq and is a predicted model, not a curated record. NCBI's taxonomy places the organism in Eukaryota, Viridiplantae, Streptophyta, Magnoliopsida, Fagales, Fagaceae. Gene Ontology annotation, biological process: recognition of pollen. Bases 87 to 1085 code for a protein of 332 amino acids.